AUGGCGACUGCGGCGAGUUUUCAGGAUCGGAUGCAGCUCGACGAGGCGGCUUCUGAUCGCUCUUCCUCAUCUUUAUCGCCGCCACCCACUACUCCACAACAUGCCGACACAAUUCACGUCGCUCGCCCACAAUACCAUCUUCCCCACGUUCCUGGUGAAGGUGUAGCAAAUCUGAACGCGGGCAUUCCCGCACAGACUUCAAAUGCUGCUAUACAUGCCCAAAAUGGCAACGUGUCUGCACAGGCGUCUACGACUGCGAAUGGUGCUGCGCCUGAGAAGCCUAGGAGACAACGUAAGAAGAAGAUACUCGACUUCGAUGCUCAAGGUCGUCCGAUCGAGCCGGCUCCAAAGAAGCCUCGCAAGCCUAGGGCCCCCAAAGAUGCAACGACCGCAGCGACGACCGCGCCGCGCAAGAAGCAGAAGAUGGAAGAAAAGCCACCGCCCCCGGCUGAUGGCCCUGCAACCACGCGACAGCCAACGCUCACCGACAUGAUGCACAGUUACCAUCAACCCGCACCUCCAAUAACAGCACUUCAUCAAGCUCCUUAUCAACAACAGCCUCAACCACAGCCCCAGCCGCAACAUCGAAGCAGUCUAGGUCCACCACCGCCAUCGUCAACAUUACCAUCGUCUCGACCCACGACCAGUGGCCAAAACUACGAUCCCAUACGUGGCUUUGAUCCCGUACGUGCAGCAUCAUAUGAGGGCGCCCAUCAUCGUCCCACGCACCCACCAAACGGCGUAUCGUCGGCCCAAGCAUCACCGCAUGUGAAUCGCGCGUCAGCAUCGCCAUCAAUAGCAAGUCUGAUCGACCCACCUGCCACUAUCACGGCUCGAACCUCGAUGCCCGCACCCCCGCCAUAUUCUCCGCAAGCAAACAUGCAUCAGCCUCCUUAUCUACCAUCGCAACCACAAUCACCCACGCCACCGAAACCAGCACCUGUUGCAUAUCCACAUCCGCCCAUGCCGAAGUCACCUGUGCAAGCUGCGUCAUUGCCACCACCUAUAUCGGCGAUGGACGGUGCUAUGGAUGUAGACCUGACAUGCGAUGCUCCAAAGGCCUUGCUAGAUGCCAAGACAAUUUCAAAAUCUUCAUCUACAGGACCCACACCGAAGCCGAAGGCUACGUCACCUCCACUCAAGGUCGCUGGAAGUGGCUUGUUGUCUGCGAACGAUUUACUGGGUGGUGGAUCAUCAAGCGACACGAACGAGCGUCUAGGCGUCAAUAUCGACAUCCACAUCCCACUCAACCCGGCGGGAGGCAACACGAUCAACAUUGCCCACGAGAUCAUGAAGAAGUAUGGGCGUGACGCGAUCAAUCCUCGUGCGGCAGCACAUCGCGAGCAGCUGCAGCGGAUCCGUGCAGCAGCCAGUAAGCUGGAAGGUGGUGCAUCUGCAGAUGACAUGUCUCUUGACCUGUCAGAAGCAGGAGAUGAUGAUAGUAACGCCGAGAUGGGUGGUAUGGACGACGACAAGAGUGGCACCGGCGCGGAUGGUAAGGCUCAGGUACGCAAGCGCCGUAAGAAAGUUGAGGAGUACGACAAGGAGGAUGAGUUCAUCGACGACACCGAGCUGGCCUGGCAGGAGCAAGCCGCAGUCGCGAAGGAUGGCUUCUUCGUCUACUCUGGUCCCCUGGUCCCACCUGGCGAAGUCGCGAAUGUCGAGUCGACCACAACAUCAGGUCGUGGAGGUAGAGGGAGAGGCCGCGGCGGCGGGCGAGGCUCUCGUGGUGGUACAACAGCCGGAGCAACUCACGCUUCGUUGGCUGAGAAGAGUAAAGAUGCUAGUGCGCCGACUCGAGCAAGAGGCCGUGGUAGAGGUACUGGCGCGCCUAGGAAGCCUCGCAUUACCAAAGCGGAUCGCGAGCGCAUGGAGACGGAGAAGACGGAACGUGAACGUGCUGGGCAGGUGCACAACGGGGGGCCGACAGGAGUGCCGCCAGCGCUCGCACCUCCUCCGCCUCAGCAGGCAUUGCCGAGUUAUAGUGGUCCGAUAGGCGGUGGACCGGUCGGCGUGUAG
Molecule: messenger RNA, 2019 nt
Organism: Recurvomyces mirabilis
Lineage: Eukaryota; Fungi; Ascomycota; Dothideomycetes; Mycosphaerellales; Teratosphaeriaceae
Gene: HPC2
Product: HIR complex subunit
Exons: 1
Coding region: 1-2019 (672 amino acids)
Source: RefSeq, a predicted model, not a curated record